UAUUUAAUCAGUUUUUAGGAAAAUUUAAUAACAAGACAAAGAUCAAGGAUUUUAACAUUUUAAAACGCAUAUUCAUUAGCAAGACUUUCAACCUUUUAGUUACUAGCAAACAAUUUUCUAAAUUCAAAAACCUUUAAUAUUUAAAAGAAUGCAAAAUUUAUCUCAGACGUCCAGCAGUCAAGCUCUGAGAGCAAUUGAUUCAUUAAGUUCAGCAGAGUUUAAAAGACUUGUUGCUGACAUGGUUCGUUACAUUCUAUUUUCAGACAGAAAAAAAGUUUGUAUUAAAAAAGCAGAAAUGAUAAAAGAUGUUAUAAAGGACGUAUUUUAUAACUCUAAAGUUUUUCCAAUUGUGUUUGAAGAAAGCAAGAAAGUUUUGCAAGAGACAUUUGGUUUUGAUGUUGCAGAGAUCGUAUCUGAAGAUGGAAAGUCUAAAGGUUUUGUUCUUAUAAAUCUAUUAGAAGAGAAUCCUGGAUGUGAAAGUCUUUUAGAUUGGGGAAAAGAGAAUGAGAAGAUGGGUUUAUUGAUGAUUAUAAUCAGCAUGAUAUAUAUGAAUGAAGGUGUUUUAAGUGAAGCUUCAUUAUGGUACUGUUUAAAAAAACUUGGAAUUGAAAAAAACAGACAACAUCGACUUUUUGGAGAUGUGGAUAAGCUUAUUCAAAUGGAAUUUGUCAAGCAAAAUUACCUUGAACGCAAAAAGCAGACAAGCACAGAGGGUUCAUUGAUUCAAUACCACAUUGGACCUCGUACUAGCAUUGAAAUAAGUAAACGAAAAAUUCUUCAAUUUGUAUCUAAGGUUUAUGGUGUUGAAUCAAUUAAAUCGUGGAAAGUUCAAUACCAAGAUGUUGUUGCAUCUGAACAAGUUAACGAAUGACACGUAUAAACACAUUGGAGGUUAUAUCUAUUAGCUAAUAUGUUAAUACUGGUUUCUUUAAAAUCUUUUUGAAACAUUCUUUGAAAGAGUUUGACGGCUUAACUUAUCUCCACUAUAUUGGAUUUUUGUUGUAUCAGCUGAUAAACAGAAUACUACUGUUCUCACAUUUUUAUUUUAUAAAGUCUUUUUUAAUUAUAUCGUUUAUAUUUAGAUUAUAUUUAUAGUA
Molecule: messenger RNA, 1097 nt
Organism: Hydra vulgaris (swiftwater hydra)
Lineage: Eukaryota; Metazoa; Cnidaria; Hydrozoa; Anthoathecata; Hydridae
Product: non-structural maintenance of chromosomes element 3 homolog
Cellular component (GO): nucleus
Source: RefSeq, a predicted model, not a curated record